Molecule: messenger RNA, 834 nt
Organism: Protopolystoma xenopodis
Lineage: Eukaryota; Metazoa; Platyhelminthes; Monogenea; Polystomatidea; Polystomatidae
Source: the annotation of a GenBank genome assembly
AUGUUCUCUUGUUCCUUGCACUUGAUUCUACUGCCCGCCUAUCAAGCCGAUUGCCUACCUCGAAUUCAGCGUCCUGUGUUUGGUGCUUCCUCUAUAGCCAAACGAACUAGUAGUUCGAGCAGUGGAUUCGCCAGUCUCAGCAUGACCGGAGGUGCCGGGGGUACGAGUAGUUGCUGUGGUGGAGGCGGUGGAGCCACUCGCUCUUCUCUUUCCACAAGUGCCUCCUCCGCCUCUUCUGUAUCUGCAGCCUCUCUCGCCAGCAUGACGAUCGGUUCGCAUCAUUUGACCCGUAGCAACGGGCUGGCCAGCUCUCCUGCGAGGCCUGGCCGCGACAGUGACCCAGCCGAGACGGAGAUGGCAACAGGACCAACAGCGGUUGCUGUGACUUGGGAAGCAAACAGUGAGGGAGAGCGUACAAUUUGGCGGUCGGAGCGCAAAAGUACUGGGCCAGAUGAGGAGCAAGAAAACGAUGACCACUGCGUCUUGACCGACACAAACGAGCCCGCCUGGGAGGUCGGACUGUCGUGCGACGCCGCCUGGGAGGCUGGUGUUGUACAUCAUAGCGCAUCUAAGCACAUGGUGCUUGCGUACUCUUGCCCACGAGUCUAUCAACACGCGGUGGCCAAAAUAAUGGCCGAUCGAGGCGAACUGGAGCAUUCAGGCGAGCAUUGCGAACGUAGCCUGACUACGCAGAAAAUGAGACGUCGGCUGAUACAAGAGCGCCAGUUUCGGUUCAAGGAGGGAGCCGGAAAGGUGAGAUGGGCGUCUCAGCCUGUAUUAAGGCAAUCAAGAGGAAAAAUGAUAAAAUCUAGCCAUGAAGGCUCUUUUGUUUGA